AUGAUGACCCUAGUCGAGACUCCCGGCAAAACUCCCACGGGACUCCUGUCACGGGGUCCUGCGGGAUCCUGGAGGAUCCCGAAAGAGAAAGAAGCCGCCAUGUCAACAUUGUAUGUCGGGCAUUUGAAUCCUCGCACGUUGAAACGUGAUAUAGAAAAGUUAUUUGAGUCAUAUGGCGAAAUAAAACAAGUUCAUUUUAAAGGGGCAUAUGCUUUUGUCGAUUUCUAUGAUGGGCAUCAAGCGUGUCAAUGUGCACAUAAUCUAAACGGAAAAACUGUACUUGGUGAAAGAAUAACUGUUGAACAUGUACAUGGCAGUGCCGGUAUCUGUUAUGCUGAUCAAGAUCGUUUACCCCGUCACAGUAACCCUCCACCGAUUCCCUCACCAUAUCGAUCAUCAACUAACGGCCGUAGUCAUCGUACACCAGAAAGAGAACGUGAUCGAAGUUAUAAAUGUUCAUCAUCCACAUUCAGUAACAAGUACACAUCAUCGAAACAACGACAUCGUGAAAGUUCAAGAGAAAGAAAAGUUUACUCCGGCUCGUCUUCUUCUCAAAAACCGGCAUGGAUAGAUAAAUAUGGAUUACCAACAAGAACAGCAUUUAGAAUUGUUGUUACAAAUCUUUCCCGACGAGUCUCCUGGCAGGAUUUGAAAGAUUUAAUGAGAGAAGCAGGAGAAGUCACCUAUGCCGAUGCUCAUCGACGUAAUACACAUGAAGCAUUUGUUGAAUUCAUAUCAUGUAAAGAUAUGCAAAAUGCGAUCAAACGUUUUGAUUGUACAAAUUUGAAAGGCAGGAUUAUACGUGUUAGUCAAGAUCGAGAGAAUGCUCAUCCAACAUCAUUAUCUGAUUUUUCACUACGUGAAUCUCAUGAAACUCGAAAUAUUUGUUCAUCAUCGUCUAAUCGUCACAAUGAUAGAAGUGAAGAUAGUAACCAUCGUUCAUCAACAAAAAAUUUAAAACGUUCUUAUGAUGAUAAUGGUGAUUCCAUUCCAAAUGAUAGAAAACGCCAAACAAUAGGAAAAGAAAAAAAAUUGUCAACAAAACGUCGCUCAGUUUCUUCUCGUUCAUCUCAAUCCAUUAACGGUCACGAUAAUGAUGAAUAUUUAAAUAAUGGUAAAAAUGGUGUAGACGGUGUUGCUAUUGAUCAGAAUCAGCACAAUGGAGAAAAGAAAAAAGCUGAAGAACUAUUAUCAGUAACAGUUCCACAGCAUGAAUCAAAUAAACAAGAACCAAAACAAGCAAUUACAGAAUCAUCCGAUAGCUUAGAUGAUGUAUCAGAGACAAAGAUAGAUGAGAAUACUGACAACACUGACAAAUAUAAUGCUGAAGAUGACGAUUUAACAGUAAGUUCAAGUGAAUUAUCGAGUAAAAAUCAACAUUUAGAAGACACAAGCACGAACGAUUUGAAUAGUGACGAUAGUGUGAAAGAAAAAAAUACAGCCGAUGUAUUAAAGCAGCUAAAAAAAGCAUUGGCAGAUUUUAAUAUAAACAUCAAUGAACAAAACGUUAUGGAUGAGCCAAUGGGUGAUUUCUCAACGACAAAAGAAACACCAUUAUCAAAUCAAAACAAAUUAACAAAAACGAUCGAACAGCUUCAGCGGACAUUAAAAAAAGCGAAGCCAUUAUUAAUGAAUCUAAAGCAAUCAAAUCAACAAGUAAUCAAAAUACGAUUUGCAACGAAAGAGGAUGAAACAUCUACGACUACGACGACAACACCGUCUAACACUGAUACAAUGACAAAUUCAAUUGAUGAAGUUGAGAAAAAAAACGAUGAGCAAGAAAGAACUAUUAGUGAGUAUCUACCAAAUUUAACUGGAUGGAUAGAAACUGAUGAAGCUGAAGAUACCUCAUCGAAGACAGAUUUGUUAAAAGACGGUCAAGAACAAUUUAACUACGAAGAUAAUGAUAUUAGACAAUCAAGUGCAACCACUACAACAAUGUUUGAAGAAUUAGAAGAUGAUGACGAGAAAAAUGAACCAUUAACACCAGAAUUAGAAUUAGCCAAUAAUUUGUAUCAUAAGGGUAUAAAAUUAAUCAAUGAAACAAAGAAAUACCAUGCUGAAGCAUACAAGACGUUUUUAAGAGCAGCUGAUCUUGGCAGUAUUGAAGCAAAAGAAGAAUUGGCAAUGGAACAUUUGAUAGGUGAACAUCUACCAUUGAAUUUUACCCGUGCGAAAUUAUAUUUUGAAGAAGGUAUUCUUCAAGGAUCACCAAGGUCCCAUUUUGGUCUUUCAUUUAUGCACAGUGCUGGUUUAAUUGCCAAUUCGAGUAUUCCAAAGGCGUUGGUUUAUUUGACGUUUGCUGCUAUUGAUGGUGAUAGCUUAGCUCAAAUGGCUUUGGGUUAUCGAUACUGGAGAGCAGUGAGUGUUCCACAUAGCUGUGAAACAGCUUUACUUUAUUACAAACAAGUUGCAACGGAGGUUGCAAGUAAAAUUACUUCCUCUACUGGUCAAUUAAUUCAAAGAAUACGUUUAUAUGAUGAAGAAGAACAUCCGAGUCAGAAUAAUAUAAUGGUUGAUGAUGAUCUCCUUCAGUAUUAUCAGUUACUUGCCGAUAGAGGAGAUACACAAGCGCAGUAUGGACUUGGUCAAUUAUAUUAUUUACGAGAUACAGCAUUCGAUAAAGCAUUACAUUAUUUUCGUUUGGCUGCGGAGGGUGGAAAUUCAAAUGCAAUGGCCUAUUUAGGAAAAUUAUUUUCUGAGAAAAAUGACUAUAUUAAACAAAAUAAUAUAACAGCAUUAAAUUAUUUUCAAAAAUCUGCGGAGAAAAAUAAUCCAAUGGGACAAGCCGGUGUCGGUAUGAUGUAUUAUUAUGGAGCUGGGGUUGAGAAAAAUUUUGAAAAGGCAUUGAAAUAUUUUCAAUUAUCAUCUAAUCAAGGUUACGUUGAAGGACUUUUAAUGUUAGGAAUUAUGUAUUAUAAUGGUGAUGGUGUACAACGUGAUUACAAAAUGGCUGUGAAAUAUUUUAAUGCUGCCUCUCAAUCGGGACAUGCACUCGGUUAUUACAAUUUGGCACAGAUGCAUUCAACUGGAACGGGUGUUCUUCGUUCAUGUUCGACAGCUGUUGAACUGUUUAAAACUGUGGCUGAACGAGGCCGAUGGUCAUCGAUGUUUAGUGAAGCUUAUCAUUUAUACAAACAAGGACAUAUUGAUCAAGCAUUAGGAAAAUAUUUGUUUCUAGCGGAACUAGGCUACGAGACAGCACAAUCAAAUGUUGCCUAUAUUCUUGAUCAAUCUCAAAUUAGUAUCUAUCCAUUUAAAAGUGAAUGUUAUCGUCGAGCAUUAAUCUAUUGGAAUCGUGCAGCUGUACAAGGAUUUCAUGCUGCUCGAGUUAAACUAGGAGAUUAUUACUUUUAUGGUUAUGGCACAGAAAAAAGUUACGAAAUAGCCGCCACACAUUAUAAACUUGCCAGUGAUCAAAGUCCAAAUCCACAAGCCAUGUUCAAUUUAGCUUAUAUGCAUGAAAAAGGUUUAGGACUUAAAAAGGAUAUUCAUUUGGCAAAACGAUUUUAUGAUAUGGCUGCUGAGACAAGUACUGAUGCACAAUUACCGGUGGCCAUUGUUUUAUUCAAGCUACAUUUAGAAUUAUUUUGGGAAAAAUGCAGAGUGUAUUCAGAAUCAAUAUUCCACUUUAAUUUCACCUCAUCAUUAACUUCCUAUGGUGAUGUAUAUUUGAUGGCGGUGCUUGGUGCUUUAAUUGGUUAUCUAUAUACAAUACGUCGACAACGGGCAAAUAGAUUAUUUAUGACACAGGAGCCUCCACGAGUAGAUCAACCACCACCAGCUCAGCCGCCUCCAGUUCGCCCACUUAUUGGCUCUUCUCCAUUAUGUACACGUUUUUUAAAUGUUUUAAUGUGUUACAUUUGCUCACCGGAACAACAUCGCUUUUAUCGGUCGGAGCGUCUUCAUGUAUGUCGAUCAUAUUGUGACAAUAUGUAUCGUGCAUGUGGCAGCGCACUGAUGAAGGGUACCCCAAUUCAACAGUUGUAUUCAGAUGGCACCGAAUUUUGUUUAAGUAGACGUUUUGAGGUUCACCAUAAUGAAGUAGUGAGCGAAAAGACUAAUUACACUGCAACAUCGCAACAAUCACAAGGAAAACGUGAAGAGAUGAUAGCAUGUUUUAACGAUAAUGUUGAUGAUGCCAGCGUUCUUGGACGUUCAUCGUUUAUCGAACGACCAAGUUUUGUCAAAAUAUUCAUAGUUAUUAUUAUUGCAGCUAUGCUGAGUUUUCUAAUAUGUUAA
Messenger RNA from Didymodactylos carnosus, 4242 nucleotides. NCBI's taxonomy places the organism in Eukaryota, Metazoa, Rotifera, Eurotatoria, Philodinida, Philodinidae. The record is from the annotation of a GenBank genome assembly.